AUGCCCCCCGUUCUUAGGGCUGGUAUUAUCUCCAUUCCGCCUCCUCCGCUGCUCGCGCAAUGUAGGACAGUUCUUUUCUUUGAUAAACCGAUAGUAUUUGCACUGAAUUCCCUGAAACCCGUUCCGUUUGCGCUUUGGGAAUUGCUUAUUGAAACUCUCCCGGACCUCUCUCCAUUCUUGACGCAGAUCGACUCGGUGGUACCAAAUGAAAUACAUCUCUUCUUCCUCACGGAAACCGUUCCCUUCGGUAUGGUCCUGGCGAGGAGCUAUCAGAUCCGCAGCGUCUAUCGGAUGGGUCGGGGCGAGUGUCGAUGGGCGAUAAAUUGUUAUUGGGAUAUUGGAUUGGUUGAAUUUGAGAGAGAUGGGGUAGAUGGUUGGAUAUUGGCGGGAAGCGAUCGUGGUGGUGGUGGUGGUGAUGAUGAUAAUGGUGGUGAUAUGGUUCUUGCCAUGAUCCAGACGGAUCUCUCUUUCUGGAAAAUGUUAAGAGGCACGCCGCUGCAAAAUCUGGAACGAUCAAGGGAGACCGCGCUCCAGGUGUUCAGGCUCUUCAAAGAACUUCUCGAAGACCAAAAUGGUACGGACGAUAUCGAAAGCAAGAAGAAACUGAAAGGAGGACCGCUGUUCAAGUUGAACGAAAUCCUUAAUGCGAAACAAUGUGCCGGCCUUGGAGAAAGCGAUCGGGCAGCAAUAAAUAAUCGCAAAGUCGCAGAACCGAGUCCGACUCUGAGUAUCUCAAGUUAUUAUCGGGAGCACAAGGGCCACGUUCGUCACGACGGCCCAUCCAAUCGGGCUGAUGGUGUGAUAUCGAACGUAGAGGGGGAUUUGAUCGAGUGUUUGAAAAGAUGUGACAAUUUGAACUCGACUUGCUUUGUGAGGGUAAAAAUCUUUUUGGCCUUGGCCGGUACCGUCAAAAGAAAAGACUUUGGGUUGAGGAUAUAA
Messenger RNA from Uncinocarpus reesii 1704, 939 nucleotides. RefSeq lists its product as uncharacterized. The transcript is spliced from 3 exons. NCBI's taxonomy places the organism in Eukaryota, Fungi, Ascomycota, Eurotiomycetes, Onygenales, Onygenaceae. The record is from RefSeq and is a predicted model, not a curated record. Bases 1 to 939 code for a protein of 312 amino acids.